Strongylocentrotus purpuratus (purple sea urchin) is the source of this 1702-nucleotide messenger RNA. It is a transcript of the gene med30, whose product is annotated as mediator of RNA polymerase II transcription subunit 30. NCBI's taxonomy places the organism in Eukaryota, Metazoa, Echinodermata, Echinoidea, Camarodonta, Strongylocentrotidae. The record is from RefSeq and is a predicted model, not a curated record. The coding region runs from base 372 to 905 and encodes 177 amino acids. Gene Ontology annotation, biological process: positive regulation of DNA-templated transcription. Gene Ontology annotation, cellular component: mediator complex. Gene Ontology annotation, molecular function: transcription coregulator activity. The transcript has 5 exons.
ACACAAUUUAGAGUAUGUGGGGCUAGCUGUAGUAAUGUAACUGUCCGCGUUACAUUGCUUCUUUUGAUGCACUGUUAAAAUAUUCGGUAAUUUAAAUAAUUGAUAAGACAUUCAGUAGUACUUUUGAAAUACAGAAGAAAGUGUAAAUAAUAUCAGACCUCGGUAAAUCUCCAUGACAUUCAGGAAUAAACGAAUUCGACGGUCGAUCGUGCACCCAACCCGAAUUCGAUCUUCUCAUCUCACUUCCAAAAAUCUCAGGCUCAUCUCAGCUUUUAAUUUGGCACUUUUGUUUAACGUUGUUGGAUGUUCGAUCACCAAAAGAGCUUUUUAAGAAUUAGAGUUUCUAGACUUCUUUGAAGACGUAAAUCAACAUGUCCGGUGUGGGGCAAUCACUAGGAGGCUCAUCAACCAAGGAGGUGAAUGCAGCGUCUCUCUGCCGUCUGGGACAGGAGACUGUGCAGGAUCUUGUUACAGAAACACAGGAUAUGUUCAGUAAUCUCAAGGGAGUCCAGCUACCUAAUGGGAGAAGUAACACACAGCAGAGUCAUCAGGAUAAAAUAACUAAGCUACAAGAUAUCACCAAGCACAUCGAGGUUCACUUCAAGAAACUACGGCUGCUCUAUGAUAAGUGUAUCCAGAUAUCUAGUGGAGUUCACACAGCCAGUGGUACUCACACGCCCAGUGAAGAUCUCAUCAUGUGGAAAGAUGUAAUCAGCAGUAAAGAUCUGAUAGCCCUAGGAUCAAGAGAGAAAGCACAGUAUUUGAAUGAUGAAAGACUACACUUGAUGGAGCAACUACAAGCUAAGAAUCGUCAGCUAAGACAAGUGAUGGAGCAGAUGCGGCACUUGAUGUGGGAUAUCAACACCAUGCUUGCUACCAGACAUUCUACACCGGAUUGGAAAUGAUAAGACUCCAAUCAUCAAAGAGAGCGUUAGCUACCAAGACUGUCGAUGGUUACUGUGAAAAUGCUUGCUACGAGACAUUCAACACCGGAUUGGAAAUGAUAAGACUCCAAUCAUCAUUCUUGGUAGCGUAAGCUACCAAGAAGACUGUCGGUGCCCACUGGGAAUUAGAGUAAUGGUGUGAAUAUCACCAGGUUGAAGAUAAAGAUGCAGAGUUAUGGAGACUCCCUGAUAGGAAGUCAUGGAUGUACAUAUCCCACUGAGAUAUGUUAAAGGGAAUGUAUCAUGGCAAAUACUGGUUAACGCCAUCUACGUAUUCUUUUGGACGACUGCACGUAAACGAAUGGAAUUGAUUGAGUGGGUCAGCGCGCUAGCGUUCGCGAAACAGACCGAAGUUUCCCUCAUGCUUCCGGUUCGCGGAUGUUGGAUGCACGUGAAUGCUGGGGUCGCGUCGUCCUUAGUCAUAUUAUACCCGAUUGGCCCCGAGUAGGGCCACGGGAAGGACACAUAAUCUCGUCAUGACACACUCCCUUUAAGACAGGUGGAUUGACUGGAAAUGGCAAUUAAUGUUUAUCUCCAAGGAAGAGGACAGAGGCAUUGAUAUGUUGAGACUGUCAGACUGGAAGUGCAUAUGUGCAUUUGUUUGAUGGUUUGUUUUUACCUGACUACCAAAGAAAGCAUGUUUAUGCUUGGGAGUAAGCAACCAGGGUGUGACAGCUUUAAGUCCACUCUCAGGGACUUGGUAGUGAGUAUCUGUGCCUAACUAAAGGGCUCUAGCGAAUUGACUUGGUUUCAACCAG